Lolium perenne is the source of this 763-nucleotide messenger RNA. NCBI's taxonomy places the organism in Eukaryota, Viridiplantae, Streptophyta, Magnoliopsida, Poales, Poaceae. The record is from RefSeq and is a predicted model, not a curated record.
UAUCCAAACCCACUUACUCCUCUCACAGACCCCUCCCUCGUCUCCUCCACACACCCUCGUGCGCCGCCUCCACCUCGUCUCCCCGGCACCACAUCGCCGGCCACCGCAGACCUCCUCUCACCGCCUCCCCCCUUCCGGCGGCGAUGGCGGCGAGGCUCGCACAGCUGCGGACCAAGGUGGCGCAGGCGGCGGACUUCGCGUCGAAGCACGGCGGCGCAUACUACAAGGAGGCCAUGGUCCCCAAACGCCCCUCACCCGACCCUGCCGCUCGCUACCUUCCCCUCGCCGCCACCGCACUCCCACGGUGCUCCGUCCAGCCGGAUUUCACCACUCACAAGAUGAGGGAGAUCCUCCACAUUCAGGGCGGGCAAUGUAGCAACCAGAUCGGCUCCAAGUUCUGGGAGGUGGUGGCAUCGACCCCACGGGGCGGUAUGUGGUCACCUCUGACCUGCAGCUGGAGCGCGUCAAUGUCUACUACAAGGAGGCUUCCUCGUUUUGUUCCAGCUAGGAUUUAUUGAAUCCAUUCAUGCUAUAUUGUUGCUGCCUAGUCUUUCCUUCAUUGCAUAUUUAUUGCAGUAGAGUAACUUCCUGAUGGCAAUGGUUGCAUAUCACAGAGUAAAGUCAAUGGCUGCUUUACACCAUCUUGGAGUACUAAUUUUUCUUCAACUAGACUUAAUUUUCUUGCAGUAGAGUAACUUCCUGAUAGAAAUGGUUGCAUAUCACAGAGAUACGCUGCUGCUAGCGCAGGCGAGGUGUGCUUCUU